AUGAGCACGGAGGACUUGUCUUUGGAUGAUUACAUCGCAAAACGCCGCAUCAGUGUCAAUCGACCUGAUCAACGAGGGCGUCGUCGAUCCGGCGGUUAUUACAACAACAAUAACCGCAGUCGCAGUCCCGCAUUCUGGGAACACGAUUUGUACGACGAAGAUGGAAGACGACCCCGCUCCUCCAUGGCUGGAAAUCGUCGUUCAUCGUUUCGCUCGCGCUCGAGAUCCCCUGUGUCCCGCCCUCGUUCUCGCUACGGAAAGAGAUUUGAUCGAGAGAAUCGGACUCUCGAUCGCUCUGGAUGCAAGAUCAUCAUAGACAAUCUCGACUACGGCGUUACCGAUGACGAUAUGGAGGAGCUUUUCCGUGAAUUCGGAGACAUCAAGCGGGUCUCCGUGCUCUUCAACAGCCAGGGCAAGUCCACAGGCUCCGCGGAGAUUGUUUUUCGCCGACCGGAAUUUGCCAACGACGCUCAAGUACAGUACGAUGGUGUGCUUCUUGAUGGGCGACCAAUGCACAUCACAGUGGUAAGAGACCACACUUCUCGUUACCCGAGCCGAGACCGCUCCCGCUCGCCACAGUACUACGGCCGCCGACCCUCUUCUCGACAAUACUGA
This is a messenger RNA of Oikopleura dioica, 615 nucleotides long. The record is from the annotation of a GenBank genome assembly. NCBI's taxonomy places the organism in Eukaryota, Metazoa, Chordata, Appendicularia, Copelata, Oikopleuridae.